Colius striatus (speckled mousebird) is the source of this 2641-nucleotide messenger RNA. RefSeq names its product vasorin (gene VASN). The transcript has 2 exons. Gene Ontology annotation, cellular component: plasma membrane. Lineage: Eukaryota; Metazoa; Chordata; Aves; Coliiformes; Coliidae. Gene Ontology annotation, molecular function: protein binding. The record is from RefSeq and is a predicted model, not a curated record. The coding region runs from base 50 to 2059 and encodes 669 amino acids.
CGUUCGCCGCCAUGGACUGACUGGUCGGCCGCCCGUACGAACUGACACCAUGAACCAGCUGGUCCUUUACACGCUGCUCUUCUGGGUGCCCAGGCAGCUGGCUGGGGCGUGUCCUGCCGGCUGCCAGUGCCAUGACCCUAAGACCAUCCUGUGCGCGGCCCGACGUGGCCAGAGUGUGCCCCAGGGGCUGCCCCCCACCACCCUCUCCCUCUACGUCUUUGAGAACGGCAUCACGACACUCAGUGAGGACAGCUUUGUGGGCCUGCCUGCCCUCCAGCUCUUGGACCUCUCCCAAAACAAAAUCACCAGCAUCCAGAAGAACGUCUUCCAGCCCCUGACAGAGCUUGUCAACUUGGACCUGUCCUCCAACCUGCUGCAGGAGAUCACCAACGAGACCUUCCAUGGGCUGCGGUUGCUGGAGCGGCUCUACCUGCAGAGGAACAGGAUCCAGCACAUCCAUGCUGCUGCCUUCGACACGCUGGAGAACUUGCUGGAGCUGAAGCUGCAGAACAACCAGCUCUGGGCCGUGCCCCCCCUUGACCUGCCUAACCUCCUGCUGCUGGACAUCAGCUGGAACAAGAUCCCCACCAUUGCACCGGCAGCCUUCCGUGCCAUCAACAUCGAGUCCCUGAAGAUUGCUGGUCUGGGCCUCACAAGCUUAAGCGAGGAGCUCUUCCAGGCCCAGAACAACCUCCAUGAGCUAGAUGUCUCCGACAACCUGCUGGAGCACGUGCCAGGGGUGCUGCAGCGCCUGGGCAGCCUCACCAGGCUGAACCUGGCCGGCAACGCCCGCAUCACCCAGCUGCCCGCCGACCACUUCCGCGGCCUCCACAACCUCCAGGAGCUGGACAUCAGCAACCUCAACAUCAACACCAUCCCUCGGGACUUCUCCCGCUUCUUCCCACGGCUGCGGGCCGUGACGGCCGCUGGCAACCCCUUCAACUGCAUCUGCCAGAUGAGCUGGCUGGUGCAGUGGGUGAAUGCCAGCGGCGUGCUGCUGCGCCGGCCCGAGGAGACACGCUGCCACUUCCCCCCUAAGAACUCCGGCAAGCUGCUGCCCCGCCUGCAGUACGCCGACUUCGGCUGCCCCACCACCACCACCACGCUCCCGCCCAGCACGCCGCAUGCCACCAUGCUGCCGCCCACGCUGCCUCCCACCAGCGCCCUCCUGCUGGCGCCGCCACAGCCCAGCACCGCUGCUCCCACCACGAGGGCGCCGGCCCUGCUGCACAGCUCCACGCCGUCGCCCUUCAGCGGCGCCCUGGCGCUCACCAGCCCCCCGCCACCCCUCUGCCCACCUCGCACCUGUCUGAACGGUGGCACCUGCCUCCUGGGUGCCCGGAGCCACGUGGAGUGCCUGUGCCCAGCAGGUUUUGCUGGCGUGUACUGUGAGGCAGAGGUGAGGACCACGACGCCGUCCCCGGCUACGUGGCCUCCGGUGCAGGGCCGGCGCGUCAGCAUCGCGCAAGUGGGCAGCACCUCCCUGCGAGUGGACCUCCAGAACUAUGUGCAGUCCAAGGCGCAGCUGAAGGGCAUCCGCCUGAGCUACCGCAGCCCAUGCGGGCCGGACAAGCGGCCAGUGAUGCUGCGCCUUCCCGCCUCACUCUCAGAGUAUACAGUGCGGGCGCUGAGGCCCAACUGCACGUACCGUGUCUGUAUCGGGGCACUGGGGGAGAAGGGCUCUGCGGAGGAGCACUGCGCUGAGGCACAGACCCUGCCCGCCAGCCAGCAGCAGCACUCGCCCGUCACCCAGAGCAAGGACGGCAGCCUUGCCCUCAUCAUCGUCCCCGCGCUGGCUGCCGUCCUACUGCUGCUGGUGCUGGUGACAGCCGCCAUGUACUACCGGCGGCAGCGCCGUGCCAAGAUGGGCACUGGGCGGGACGUGGGCCCGCUGGAGCUGGAGGGGGUGAAGACUUGCCUGGAGAAUGGGGACUUGGGCAGCCGCAAGGCGCCCGAGGCGGCCGUGCUGUCCAGCAGCUCCGAGUGCGAGGUGCCGCUCAUGCAGUCACACUACCCCAGCAACAACAACACCCCAGGGCUCAAACCCUCCUAUUUCUGAGCUGGAGGGUCAGCGGCAGCCCCCAGCAGGGGGGAGGUCACAGAAUUAAGAGGGGAGACCCCCAGACCCUUGACGUGCAAUUUGCAGGAGGAGACAAUGUCACCACUCAGUGCCUUGGUCUCUAUGACUCUGUAGAACGUGGGGAGCAAAAGAGGGGACGCGUGAGGUUUUCAUCAGAGGGUUGAGGGGAGGCUUGUUUUAGCUACUGCUGAAAACAAAGCUGCCAUGUGCCUGGGAUAAGGGACGUCCAUGUGCUGGUAACAGGGGCCCUUUAGCGCAGCACGACCUGGGACUCUUCCCCUCCCUGGAAGCUGAUGUGAACAGUAAGGCCUGGCUGAGGUGCUGGGACCCUCGGGACACCCAGGCCGAAGGAAGCACCGAAGAGGCAAUCCGGGAAUUGAAGCUUUAAGAACUCAGAAUAUUUAUACAGUUAUUUCCCAUUUCUUCUGGGAAAACACUUUUUUGUUUCUAGUACAGAUUUGUGUACAUCUCUUUUGUAAAAGCGGAACAGAAGGUGGCUUUUGUAAAAAAAACAAGAAAAACAAACCCAAAAACACCAGGAGUGCAACCCCUCUGUGCAGG